This is a messenger RNA of Haliaeetus leucocephalus (bald eagle), 1989 nucleotides long. RefSeq names its product striatin, calmodulin binding protein 4 (gene STRN4). NCBI's taxonomy places the organism in Eukaryota, Metazoa, Chordata, Aves, Accipitriformes, Accipitridae. The record is from RefSeq and is a predicted model, not a curated record. Gene Ontology annotation, cellular component: dendrite. The transcript is spliced from 17 exons. Bases 1 to 1989 code for a protein of 662 amino acids. Gene Ontology annotation, molecular function: calmodulin binding; protein phosphatase 2A binding; armadillo repeat domain binding.
AUGAGGGACCCCCUAGCCUCAGGAUUGGGGACCCGCUGCAUCCCAGCGCAGGUGGCCUUUCUGCAGGGUGAGCGCAAGGGGCAGGAGAACCUCAAGACGGACCUGGUGCGCCGCAUCAAGAUGCUGGAAUAUGCCCUGAAACAGGAGAGGUCCAAGUACCACAAGCUAAAAUUCGGCACCGAGCUGACACCAGGGGAGAAGAAACCAGAGGGGACAGAGCCGGUGUCCAACGGCCCCACGGAGGUGACAUCGUUGGAGGGUGGCCCACUGGCCUGGAAGGAGGGACGGCAGCUGCUGCGGCAGUACCUGGAAGAAGUGGGGUACAGUGACACCAUCCUGGACAUGCGGUCGCGCCGGGUUCGCUCACUGCUGGGUCGCGGUCCCCCGACCUCCCCGGCUCCUGGAAGCCCCCCAACCGCAGACUCCCUCCUGGUGCGGCGGAUCGAGGAGCAGAUCCAGAGGAAUGCUGGGAAGGAGACGGAGGAGCGGGGGGGCGGGGGGUGCCUGGAGCAGGUCCCCUUUCCGCCCAGUGGUGAGGAUGAGGACAGUGACGAGGAUGAGGAUGCUGAGACCCUUCCUCCCUCCACCCAGCCCCAGCACAAGAAGCAGCGAGUCAAGCUCACCCCCAAACCCCUUCUGCCUGAGGUGGAGGAUGAGGAUGAUGAUGAAGACUCAGAGGAUGCCCUCAACGAGUUCGAUUUCCUGGGCUCUGGGGAGAAUGGCGCUAGGCAGCGGACCGGGGAGGGUGUGGAGCUCGAGAGCCGCCGGGGCCGGCUGCAGGGGAUGCUGGCCGACCUGCGGGAUGUGGACGGGCUCCCACCGAAACCUGCCACUGCAGGGCCACCGCGGCCUCAUGAAGGGUCUCUGGGUAUCUCCUCCGACGUCUUCAUCAUGGACAGCAUUGGUGGUGGUGCCGUCAGCCUGGGAGACCUGGCCGACCUGACUGUCACCAAUGACAACGAGCUCAGCUGUGAUCUGCCAGAGGGCCGGGAUGCCCUGAAGAAGACGUGGAGCCCCAAGUUCACCCUGCGCAGCCAUUACGAUGCCGUGCGGGGUCUGGCCUUCCACCCCGCCGAGGCUGCCCUGCUCACUGCCUCCGAGGACGGCACCCUCAAGCUCUGGAACCUCCAGAAACCCGUCGCCCCCAAAAAGAACGCGGCGCUGGACGUGGAGCCGGUGUACGCUUUCCGUGGACACAGGGGCCCGGUGCUCGCUGUUGCCAUGGGCCGUGACAGCGCCCUGUGCUGCAGCGCUGGCGUGGACGCCCGCAUCCGCUGCUGGCACCUGCCUGACCUCGACAUGGACCCCUAUGACGGCUAUGACCCUGGCGUGCUCAGUGGUGUCCUGGAGGGUCAUGGGGACGCUGUCUGGGGCCUGGCCUUCAACCCCACUGGCGACCGCCUGGCCUCCUGCUCCGCUGACGGCACUGUCCGUAUCUGGGACCCCCAGCGCGAGGACGGCGCUUGCCUCAGCACCUAUGACGCCCAGAGCGAGCAUGGUGUCCCCACCUCUGUCACCUUUUCGGCCACCCAACCUGGCCAUGCUGUAGCGGCUUUCCAGACGGGCACCGCGGUGCUCUACGACGUGGAGGUGGCUCGACCUCUUUUGGUGCUUGAGGCCCGGUCGGGUGGUGGUGGCAGCCAGAUCAACCAGGUGGUGAGCCACCCUUCACAGCCCCUCACCAUCACCGCCAGCGAUGACCGCGGCAUCCGCUUCCUCGACAACCGGACAGGUAAAGUCGUACACUCCAUGGUGGCCCACUUGGAUGCUGUCACCUGCCUGGCUGUCGAUCCCAACGGUGUCUUCCUCAUGUCCGGCAGUCACGACUGCUCGCUGCGCCUCUGGCACCUGGCUCACAAGACGUGCGUGCAAGAGCUGACGGCACACCGCAAGAAACACGAGGAAGCCGUCCACGCCGUCGCCUUCCACCCCAGCCGGGCCCUCAGUGCCAGCGCCGGCGCUGACGCCCUUGCCAAGGUCUUCGUGUGA